AUGCGGAUGGACAAUUUCCAUGAAAAAGAGACAUACAGAGGUGAAGAAUCAGCACAGGUACAUGCAGCUAUCCAGAUACAGCGAGCUUGGAGAAGAAGACAUACCCAAACUGCCCACUCCUUCCAGAAUACCGAUGCUCGAUGGAAAGAUACCGCCAUUCAUACUCAACUAAAGCUCAAUAGAAUAGCCGCGUAUAAAGGGAAAAACGAUCCUCUUACGCGAUGGAAACGUUCCAAGUUUUUUGCAGGUCAAAUCCAGGGCUCCGAUUCUGUUUCCACGAGCAGCCCUGGUGAAUCUCCUAUCACUCGCGAUAACAGCAAGAAAAUCCUUGAAACUCAACAUUGGCUAGAGCUGGUUGAUGGGUGA
Serpula lacrymans var. lacrymans S7.9 is the source of this 366-nucleotide messenger RNA. RefSeq lists its product as uncharacterized. The record is from RefSeq and is a predicted model, not a curated record. The transcript is spliced from 2 exons. Lineage: Eukaryota; Fungi; Basidiomycota; Agaricomycetes; Boletales; Serpulaceae. Bases 1 to 366 code for a protein of 121 amino acids.